Molecule: messenger RNA, 7257 nt
Organism: Mobula hypostoma (lesser devil ray)
Lineage: Eukaryota; Metazoa; Chordata; Chondrichthyes; Myliobatiformes; Myliobatidae
Gene: cep41
Product: centrosomal protein 41
Exons: 12
Coding region: 557-1603 (348 amino acids)
Biological process (GO): protein polyglutamylation; cilium assembly
Cellular component (GO): ciliary basal body
Source: RefSeq, a predicted model, not a curated record
AUUGAUCCAGGAUUUCUGGUUCAGGAAGACUCUGACCAACUUCUGGGGGACAGCAUCAUCGAUGCACUUCCAGAUGAAACAUUUGACUCCAUCCAUGAACUCAUCAUGGAAGACAUUCCAGUUGACGUCAUUGAAGCAGUCCUGUACCAUUGAGGCCGAUUAGAUAGACAAACAGUGGACCCUUUUAACUAUGGCCACCUCUUGUUUCAGCUUCUGCCUGUAUAUCGGCAAAAGCAGGAUUGAAGAGUGAUCUGAUUUUCCAAAAGCUGGAUGAAGGAGAGCUUUGUUAGCGUUGCAGAAGGGAGUGUAACAGUGGUUAAGUGUCUUAUCUCCACGAGUGCACACCUGGAUGUGCUGACAAAACUUCAGAGAGACUUUCAUCAGCGACGCUCGAUUAAAGUCACUGGCAACAAUGAAGACCACCUCUGGGUGUGCAGUCUCCAGCGUGUCUCAUACAGUUCUUUGAGAGCAGUUUCUAAAGAAAAGAAUCGUACCAAAUCCGAAGUACAGUUAUGUCCGAGCACGGAUUGAUACCGGACACAGUCUUUCAAAGUACAUGGAGAAAAUUGAAGAGUUAAGAAGAAAUUAUAGAUAUAAAAGAGAUGAAUUAUUCAAAAGAUUGAAAGUCACUACAUUUGCCCAGUUGGUGCUACAAGUGGCUUCUGUGAAUGAGCAGGAUAAUGGGGUGUUUGAAGAUCUACAACAGGAGGAAGAUUUGAAUUCUGUUGUCUCUGCGAAUGAGCCUGAGCUGAGUGCAAUAAAGAGAUAUGAUGAUCAAAGUCCAGUGGAAAAUCCACAGAAAUCUCCAAUAGAAUUAAUAAGUAAUGAUGUGUCAGGUGAAAAACCACUAACGGCUCGUUCCACCCUCCAAAGUGUUAUAAGUGGUGUUGGGGAAAUUGACCUGGAGAGGAAACAGAAAGAGUUCCAUUCUAAGCCUUCUGAAUGUCCUGAAAAAACAGAUGGACCUUAUCUGGACUGCCCUUAUCUGUUGUUGGAUGUACGAGACCGAGACGCCUAUGAACAAUGUCAUAUUAUUGGAGCCUACAGUUAUCCUAUAGCAAUGUUAUCUCGAACUAUGAAUCCUUAUACAAAGGAGGUUCUGGAAUAUAAAAACACACCUGGGAAGAUCAUUCUACUUUACGACGAAGAUGAGCGAAUAGCUAGUCAGGCUGCCACAACGUUGUGUGAGAGAGGCUUUGAGAAUCUAUUUAUGCUGUCAGGAGGACUGAAAGUCGUUGCCCAGAUGUUCCCACAAGGACUAACCACUGGAUCCAUUCCACCAUCGUGUCGACCUCCAUUUGUCCCAACACCUCAUCAGAGGCGAUCAAUAGCUCAAGAUCCAACACUCCCAGCAGAGGAUAAGUUCCGGUUCACUGAAGAUGAUUUAAACAAGAUUCGAUAUAGCUUGGAUGAGAUCCUGGUACCAGCCAAGGAGACAGCAGCUACCAGUCGUAUCAGACACCACAAAAAUGCUGGCAACUACAGCCACCUUUCAUCAUCAAGAACACAGCUGAAGACAUCUGCCAGCCAUGCGUCCUCUCUUGCUGGCUCCAUUAGUGCCCGAUCACGGACAAGCAGCAUCCAAAGCAAGCCAUGGAAAUAAGAGAAAGAAUAUCACUUCUGUUUUAAGCCUGACAUUUUUUUUUUUACUGUGCUUUAAAUGUCAGCUGCUAUUGUGCUGAGGGCCUAUGGAAAUGUGCAUCAUUGACAUUCAGUUACAAAAAUGUAACUGAUGCAUUAUAUGUUAAUAGACACUGUUGAUUGCAAUAGCAAACAAGUUGUAGAAAGUAAAAGCUUUGUUAUAUUUAAUAUCAUCUUAAAUUAAAAUGCAUAUUUUUAACUUUAUAUCUUUCAACUCCAACCAAAAGGAUUGGAGUAGAAGCGCCAUUGUAGAAUAAUUUCUCAUCCUGUCUUACAAAGCAUCAAGACCUUGAAUACACAAUAGAUUCUCAAUUUUGCCGCUUUCUGGUAUAAACUUUAAUAUGGAAGCUAUGUACUUUGCACACAACAACCCUUCACAUUACAAGUGCUGUAUUUUCCCCACCAUGGCUGUAAACGAAGAAUGUUCUCCAUAUUGUUCCUUGUGCUAUUUUGAAUCAUUGGUUCUAAGAGUUAUUCACUUCUCCUGCACCCUCCCCCACUGCCACAACUAAAUAAUGUAAGAAUACUUGAUAUGCCACUAAAAUUACAUAUGACCAAUCCUAGUGUUGUGCUUUGAAAAACUUUUUAUUUUUACGGGGUGUGGGGGAGUCCUUGUGAAUCUCAUUGCUCAAUUAUUUUUGCCUCUGAGGAAUGUGCAUAAUAUCUCUACCUAUGACCCUGUACUUAUUUUAUUCUGAUUCCCUUGCCUAUGUCCCUGUCAAUGUGGCAAUCUACGUUUGUAUUUGCGUAUAAUAAACAGACUAGUUUAUUUAACCCACAAGGUUUCUUCACUAAUGUUUAAAAUUAGUUUGAUAUUAUAAGCACAUGGACGCAUGUUACAUACCUUUUUUAAAACUAUUGUUCGGAAACAUCUGGAUAAAAUGCUGAUGCAGUUGUGUAAUCACUAUGAAUGUACCAUUUGCUACACUUCUCUGCAGAUGUUUCAAUGAAAUGAAGUUGAGGCAAGUCUGUGAUGGGUUAUUAUUUAUCCUGUCUGAAUAUACACAAGUUGCUUCUUUUAAAAGCAAAAUAAAUGUAGUUUUAAAAUUCAACCUUCAGAUGCCUCAAUUUUAGAAGAUUUUUAGUAGCACAAUAUACGGAAUAAAUUACAGUUGCUGGUAUACUCCUACCUGCUAUCCCAGCCUCACUUUCUUCUGAGAUUUUUUUUUUACUUGAAUAUACUAUAUGCUCUACAGUGAAAUUAUAUGCAUGUUCUUUCUCUGUGCUACCUGAAUUUGGUGCUGGAAGGCUAGCACCGAGAAGGCAGUUUUCCUUCCUGCAUGCUUGUUUUCAGUAGAUCAGCCAUUAUUUAGCAAUUCUGGUUAAAGGUGUUGAAAAGGCAGAUGUGUACAGGAAAUAUGCAAGUGUACCAGUACUGGUAGAUUUAUAGGCCAUGAAUCAAAGUUGUAUUUUUCUAGCUGGCAUUGGUCUUUUUUAGUCAUGUACUGACUCAUUGCCAUGACAAAAGUUUAGAAAAUGCUAUUUUUUUUUCUAUUUCUUAAGUAUAAUUGCAGUUACUAGCAGUUAUCUUCAGUGGAAAUGAAUAGUCAGAAGACAAAGUCAGGGAUGUGAUCCCCUCAAUGAUUAACAAAACUAGCACAUGGUAUUGAAAUGAGAAGAGAAUUUCAAAGCAAGAACCCAUUUUGUAAUGAUUAUAGGGUCCAAAGGUGUUAUCACCAAAUCUUGUUUUCUAAAGUGUGGUACCAAUGAGAUCUAGAACCAGGACACUGAAACCUGUCGUCCACAUUGAGCACCGAUGAUGUACGCGCACAAAGUCUUACAUCUGUUCUAAGGAAUAUUGUAUUGCCAGCUGUACUGGCCUUGCCUUACCCACUAUAGUGUACAGCAAACACUACAGAUCAGCAACCAAAUCUAGGAACAAUCUUAAACUGAAUUUUAAUCAAUUAUGCUUUCUUUUUGUGCUACUACCUUCAUCUUUCCAGUAAUGCAAAUGUUUUUCAAUGGAUAUAAUAGCGUACAAUGUUUUUAAUCCAUUUAUGGUAUAUUGGAUAUGGAGGCAAGAACAGUGUCUAUUACUAAUCGCUUCUUGACCAGAUGAAGGGACUUUCCGGAUUUUGACUUGGUAUUGAAGUAAUGGUAAUAUAUUUCUAAAUCUUGAUGCAAGUGUUUUGUUAGGGAAUUCUAGUCUUUUCUCUAUUUGCCUGCUGCCCAGUUGGAUGGCAAAAGUCACAGGUUCAAGAGAAACCAUUCUAAAACAUUCUUGUGGAACAUCUUGUAAAUCAUCAGUACUGUCAUGUUGGUGGUGGAUGGAAUGUAUGUUUAACUUGCUGAGUAAUGUAUCAAAUAAGUGGGCCUCUUUGUCCUGGGCAGUGAGUCUUGAUUAUUGUUAAAACUGUAAUCAUACAGGAAAAGGAUGAAUAACUUCUGAUACUUUUACCAUUUACACCCACUGAGAGUGUGGAUUAUACUGUAUGUUAAAUCUCCCUUUAAUCAUCAAAAGAAAGUAACAUCAUGACAGUACUUCAGUAUGAGUUUGUCAAUUAUCUGGGUUGUACUUUGUCAAGAGUCUGUUCCACCCUAAUACUCAAAAUGUUGUUCAGAAUCUGACCAUAUAGUCAUAUAAUGGAUAUUUUAAAAAAUGCACAGUUUACUUUUAGACGAACAUGGUAUCUUUUGUAUUUUGUUCUAACGUAUUCACUCACAGGUUGGGUGAAAGCCAGCUGGGUGAUUGAGACUUGUGGCACAAUUGAUCAAGUGCUGUUAGCUUUAGUUUUAAAGUAAGAAUCUGUAUAUUUUUAAAUAAAACAUGUGUUUUACAUUUUGAACAAAAAUGUGCAUGGCCAGUGAACAAACUUUUUAUCUUUUAAGUUUUUAUUUUAAAUGUCCUAGCCAACUAACUUCAGAGUUAUCGCCUCCAUUAGGAGAACCAGAUGGUCCAUUGCCAAAGGGUGAUUUAUUCACUUGGCUCAGUAAGGAAAUUCAAUUUGGUGUGGUAUUGAGGCAGCCGAUCUCUCCUGUGUGCUGUUAUUUGUGCUAUACUUGACUUGCGUAAUCCAAGCCAGAGACCAUUUUUUUUAAAUGAAAAAAACAUCCAGAAAAUAUGGCUAAGUGUGUACAGUGUUAAUGUGGAAGUUUGAUCAAUGUAGCCACAUUGGAAUAGAGGUAUGGUUUUGUCGCUCCAAUAUUUAUGCUGGUUCUUGUAACCUAGUGAGCAUUCAAAAUAGUGUUUUUGGUUGUUGAGUUGGCUUAUUUUUGUUCUGAAACAGACUGAAAAGUAGGUAAGAUGAGCAAAGUGACAAGUGAAUAGAAAUUUCAGUUAAUAUAAAACAUAGAAUGUGCUAAUAGUGGAGAUUAAUGGGAUCUCGGAUGCCACAUGUGCAGUAAAUGUUUGCAUCUUCAGAAACUUUAGCUCAAAGUCAUUAGCUUGGAAUCAGACCUUCAGACAUGAAAGGGAGAGUUGCCUGGACAAUUUGUUUAAAGAGGCAGUCACAAUCCUUAGAUUAGGCGAUACCCUGGAUCUGCACCAUGGUGAAGGCUAAAGAGUGGUGCUUGAGUCACAAGAGUACCUUGGAUACAUUGAUAGGGAGGGUUCAGCCUUUGAAACUUUCGAAAGAUAGGAUAGAAACAUAGAAAACCUACAGCACAAUACAGGCCCUUUGGCCCACAAAGCUGUGCCAGAAUUGUCCUUACCUUAGAACUACCUAGGCCUACCCAUAGCCCUCUAUUUUUCUAUUCUCCAUGUAUCCAUCCAGGAGUCUCUCAAAAGACCCUAUCAUUACCACCGCCGCUGGCAGCCCAUUCCACGCACUCACCACUCUCUGCAUUUUUUAAAAAAACACCUGCCCCUGACAUCUCCUCUGCACCUACUUCCAAGCACCUUAAAACUGUGCACUGUUGUGCUAGCCAUCUCAGCCCUGGGAAAAACCCUCUGAGUCUGAGAGUUAAGUGUUCCUUAAAGAGUUUCCUUAUCUUUUAUAAAUAUGCACCAAAGCUUAUAAUUACAUGUUUACAUUUGUCAUACAUGAGGUACAAUAACAAGAUUAAUAUUAAUAAAUUUUAAACAGGUUUUCUAAAAUACUUCAUUUAUAUCAAUCUGUAUCUGUUACUAAUUGUAAAACAAUGUAUAUAUCUAAAUAAGCAACAGGACUCAUCCUUUUUACUUAAAGUGCUGAAUUAUUGUUACUAAUCCAUUAAUUAAUAAUAACCUCUGCUCAAAAUUUCCAUGGUACAAGAGAAUUUUUUAGAAGAUUAUGGCCUAUUUGUGCACUCGUGCUCAAAAAAGGUUCACCAUCUCUGACUGUGAUGAUUUUCCAAAAUUCCUUAAUUCUCGAACAGCCCGAACAGAUUGGAAGGGAACAAAUGUAACUCUGCAUUUAAAGGCAGAGAAAAAAAAAUGAGUGAAACCAUGAAAGCAGAUCAGUUAUCCUGACAUUGGAAGGCAAUAAAAUGGCAUACUCCAUUAUUAAGAGCACUUAAAUCAUAUCAUGAUUAGGCAGAGACAGCAAUGAAAAACAAUUUUCAUUUAACAACUAUCUUGAAGAUGCAACCAACAUGGCAGAAAAACAAAAUCCAGUGGUUGUGCUGUACCUGGGUUUUCAGAAGGCAUUAGGUUAGAAAGUAGCAGCUCGUGGGGUUAGAGGUAAUGUAUCACUGGAUAGAAUAUUGGUUAAAGAUGAGAAGAAUGUGUAACCAGGUUACUGUAGGAAGAGUACAGAGCCUCACCUAUUCAUAAUUACCGUUAACAAGUUAUUUGAAAUGGUGAAAGGUAACAAAAUCAAAUUUACUAAUGAGAAAAUAAUAUUUAUAAGAUGGGACAAUAAAGUAGUAUUUGGAAUAGAAGGUUAUUCACUUUAGUAGAAAGAAUACCUUUUUAAACAGAUGAGAGCCUAGCAAAUAUUGAAAUCAAGAGGGAGCAAUGUAUGCUGGCUUGAGAGAUGCAUGAAAUAACUGCAGAUAUGACAAGAAAUCCAAAAGACCUACAAAGGAAUUUGAGUAUAGAGAAUGGAAGGUUGGCUGAGAUUAUUCAGGUGUUUGGUGAGGUGACAGUUGGAGUAAUCAGUAUCAAGGUAGCAUUUGACCUAUACACAUUAGAGCUCAGAAGAUUGAGAUGAUGUCACUAAUUGAUUCAGAGACUGAUUGAUGCCAAGAAGUUGUUUUCUUCAGAUGGAAACUAGAAUUAAGGGAUUCUUUGUUCAAUAUGAGAAGUGACUUUAUAAAAAAAAAAGCUAGUGUUUUGAAAUUCUUUGUCUUGGAUUGCUGUGGGAACCCAAUUGAGUUUAUUCAGAUCUGAAUUCUCUUGGUGCCCAAAAAUAUAAGGUUUGGAUGUGAAAGUGUCACUUCCACAAAGAAGAUAAGCAGUGUGAAACUUCUGUUUUCUCAUUAUUACAACAGCAGUUUGUGUCAGUGUAAAACAAAACCCCCUCUUAGGAAUUUGAGAGGCUAUAUUGUAAUUUUAUAUGAUUCCUCUGAUGCCAACUUUGAUUAAAAAAACAUUGUCUUUCUGGAGGAAUGUUGUAUCAUUUUUUAAUGCAUGCAUUUCUAUAUGACAAUAAACGAAAACUGAACUGAUUGUGCACAGAAACUAAGAUUCCAGAGGCAACAUAUCACCCUUGACUCUAAAUUGUGGCUUUGUAAAUAAAGAUAACAUGGACUAGA